AUGCUGCCGCGCGGUCUGAAGCCCGGGUCGCGAUUUCUCUGCAUCCAAACGAUCGCGCCCGUCUCGAACGAGGGCGGAGAGCUGCUCAUGUUCCUGCUGAACUUCGAUGACCUCUCAUCGCCGCCCGAGGAGGACGACGACGUUGAGAAGGAGUUUGGACACAUCCUCACCAAAUUCGGCCGGGCGCGUCAGUCGUUCCGCCAGAGCAUCCGCUCGUUCCGGAAGGGCCGCGGGCGGCGAACGAGGCGGCCGAAGAGGAAGCCGAAGCUCUUACUGGGGGCCACGGAACAGCCGCCCGAGUCGCCCCACAUCACGGCGCCAGCGGCCGACGGCGGACCGGCGGCGCCGGACGUCGCGCCGCCCUUCAGCCGUCUGGCCGUGCCCGAGGAAGCGACGCAACCGCGCCCGCUGACGCCAGCCUCGGACAGCGCGCCCGACCUGCGCGUCCACCUGCUGGACGAGCCGCCGCCGGCGUCGCCCCGACUCAGCAGCCAGCGGCUCUCAGAGACGGGCGGGGACAGGCAGUACCACUCCAGCGCAGCCGAGCUGGGUCAGCUGGGCAGCAUGCGGCCCGCCUCCUCGCUGGACCCCAUCUCCUUGCAUCGGGUCAGCCAGCGCCAGGCCCCCUGCCGCAGUGCCACCAUCGGAACCGUGUACCCUUCUGAGAUAGUAUCUGAUGCUCAACGCCCACGAUCGCAUACUGUUGACAAUUUCUGCCAAGCGACACGGAACCACGUGCGGGUGCAGCAGGCCUCGGCCUCCUCCGAGUCGGACCUCAGUCGAUACCGCACCCUGUUCGGCCAGAAACAGUCGCCGUCCAUCAGCAACAUGGCCGAGGCCCGGCUAAAGGACCCAGACGGAUCGGGCAAGCACAAGUUUGAACACCUCAACGCCAAAAACAAGGUUGCACAGGUCGGCAAAGUGGUGAGUACACUUGCAUCGUUCGGCUUGGCACGUGGCUCAGGCUUGCCAGUGCCGCAGCAGACACACGACAUUGUCGCCGAAACACGAUGUCCGUCCUUGCUUCGUGGUCCGACGCGUAAGACUCGCGUCGACAUCGGUGUCCUGUUGACUGAGGUGACGGACUCGACGCACGCCGAGUAA
Messenger RNA from Pollicipes pollicipes, 1104 nucleotides. Its product is annotated as potassium voltage-gated channel subfamily H member 2. The record is from RefSeq and is a predicted model, not a curated record. The transcript is spliced from 10 exons. Lineage: Eukaryota; Metazoa; Arthropoda; Thecostraca; Pollicipedomorpha; Pollicipedidae. The coding region runs from base 1 to 1104 and encodes 367 amino acids.